UUUGCCUUUAAAAAAGUUGCUAUUAUUACAAAAUUACCUUACACGUUACACAACUUUUCUAAUUAGUCCAAAGCAAUAAAGAGAAGAUGUUUGAUAAUUUCCACAACAAUCAGACUGUGGCACAAGAGCCCCCACCUCCUAAGAAAGUGCUUAGAUGUGACAAGAGCUAUGUCACAACUAUACCAGGAAUCCUGAAAGUUGUUCAAGUGUGCUGCAACAUAAUAGGCUUCAUCUGUAUCAAAGUGAGCUGGUCAUGGGUAUCGGCAAUAUUCUACAACAUAGUAUACUGGAUUGGAAACAUUCUGACUAUUCUACUUCUUCUCGCAUACACUUGUCAUUUUGUUGAGAAGUAUGACCACUGGCCUUGGUUCAAAUAUGAGUUCUUCUACUGCAGUAUUAUGGCCUUAGCUUAUGUUGUGUGUUCAAUAUUUGCUGCUACCAUUGGGGAAAGUGUUGGAUAUGCUGUUGUUUUCUUUGGAUUGGUGGCAACCUGUGCCUAUGGAUUUGAUGCUUACCAAAAAUACAAAGGAUGGAACAGGGGUCUGCCACCACAAUGAAAAUUUAAAGACUGCAAAUAACUGACUGACUACUUUAGCAAACAUACACAAUGCAAAAUGAGGAUUACAAUACACACAUUGUGUAUUAAUUAUCAUUCUGCUAGUGUUGUGUUUGGGUGGUUUUUUUUUGACUUUAUAAUUACUAAUUUAUUUAAAAAACUUAAGAUAAAUAACCAAGUUAUUUAAUUACUUGAGAUUAUCUUAUACAUUCUUAAAGUUGGGGUUAAAUUAUAACAAUAAGGUGUUAUUAUUAAAGUUAACAUUAUUAGAGCUUAUUCAAUAUUGGUGCUCUAUUUUGAGAGUUUUAAAAUUAAAGCUUAAAUCUAAGUAAAACGUGCCUUAAUGUUAAAGGAGCAUUUUAUUCACCUAAUUAUUAAAUUAUUUGAUUAUUUGUGGUCAUCACAUGUCCUAGGUAAUAUCUAAACCUAUACUAGUAAUUGUUGUUGUUGUUGUUUUAGUAAUCUUAGGGUAUCCCGCUGGUACAUCAAGCCCUCAAAAGUUGUCUCCGCUUGACCCUGUCUUGCACUUGAAUUAAUAUAUAAUUGAACCUAUAAUUGAUAAUAUGUAAUACACAAUAUAGAAGUUUUUACAGCAUAUUCCUAUACUAUAUACCAGUGUUUAAUAAUCGUGUAAGUAACUUUUUUUUCUGAAAAAGUUUU
This is a messenger RNA of Bombyx mandarina (wild silkworm), 1216 nucleotides long. RefSeq names its product CKLF-like MARVEL transmembrane domain-containing protein 5. Gene Ontology annotation, cellular component: membrane. The record is from RefSeq and is a predicted model, not a curated record. Lineage: Eukaryota; Metazoa; Arthropoda; Insecta; Lepidoptera; Bombycidae.